Cladophialophora carrionii CBS 160.54 is the source of this 3354-nucleotide messenger RNA. RefSeq lists its product as uncharacterized. Lineage: Eukaryota; Fungi; Ascomycota; Eurotiomycetes; Chaetothyriales; Herpotrichiellaceae. The transcript has 4 exons. The record is from RefSeq and is a predicted model, not a curated record. Bases 1 to 3354 code for a protein of 1117 amino acids. Gene Ontology annotation, molecular function: protein binding; ADP binding.
AUGCGUCUUCUGCAAUGCGACGAUAGUGGCAAGUUCACCUUGACCAAGGAUCUAAUCGAAGAUAUUCCUCCAUUUGCCAUCCUUUCGCACACGUGGGAAGCGGAUACAGAGGAGGUUACCUACAGAGACAUUGUUGAAGGUCACGGCGAGACCAAGGCUGGUUAUGACAAGAUCCGAUUUUGUGGGGAGCGUGCAAAAUGCGACAACCUAGAAUACUUUUGGGUCGAUACUUGUUGCAUAGAUAAGUCGAACAGUACAGAGCUUGCAGAGGCCAUCAAUUCUAUGUUUCGAUGGUACGGCAAUGCGGCCAAAUGCUAUGCCUAUCUCUCAGAUGUCUCGAGACCUGCCUUAGACAUCGUCAACACGUCCGAACAACUUCUUUGGGAGUCGCAAUUCCGCAGGAGCAAAUGGUUUACUCGAGGUUGGACCCUUCAAGAACUUGUUGCUCCAGGGACGGUCGAGUUCUUUUCUAAGGAGCGCUGUCUCCUUGGUGACAAAAGAUCGCUUGAGCAAAUCAUUUAUCAAACAACCCGCAUUGCCCUCGAAGCUCUUCGAGGAGAUCGUCCGUUGCACGACUUUAGUACCGAGGAGCGUAUGUCAUGGGCGAAACAUCGCAACACGACACGGCCAGAAGACGCAGCCUACUGUCUUCUGGGCAUCUUUGGUGUUCACAUGCCUCUCAUCUAUGGUGAAGGUCGAGAGGGAGCGCUACGUCGCCUGCGGAAAGAGUUCGACGAGUCACUGCAGGCCCCAUCAGUCUUGUGCAAAGACGUUGCAUCGGACCCUCUUGCAAGGAGCGAGGAUGAAAGAUUCAGACACUUCACGUCGUCUUUCAACGAUGCACCUGUUGAUCUGCUCUCCAUUCAUUUCAUGGACCGUCAGCAAGAGCUGACUCGAGUCCGAGAUGCUCAUCAAGUUCCCGAAGAGAAUUCACCCGCUCGUUGUGCUAUUUGGGGCAUUCCGGGUGUUGAAAGGUUGCAUCAAGGCUUCUCGAGGAUGCUAGUCCUUAUCGACCAUCCCGAUCAAUUCAAACCGGAGCAAAAUGCGCGAAUUAUUGCGGCUCGUCGUUGGCUGGAACACCCUGAGGUCAGUGGAAUACACCGUUGGCUGCUCGUCCUCGAUAACGUUGACAUGACAACAAUCGAUUUUCUUCGCGAAAACUUGCCACGACAAGGCAGACGAGGUCGCCUUCUUAUCACUACGCGGACUGAAGCCGUCGCUCAGGCUUUGUGCAGAGCUUCUGGAAGGUUGCAUCCACACUUCGAGAUCAAACCGCCAACGGUGGAGGAUUCUACGACCUUUUUUUUCAAAUCAGUUGGGGUUACCGCCAAUUCAAUGUCGAGCGUUGAACGACGUCAAGUCGCUGGCCUGAUGAAAUCUCUGGGAUGUUUACCUUUAGCUGUAGAGCACGUUGCAUCUUUCAUGAGUCAAUCAUCUCAAACUAUCGAUGGUUUCACAAGAUUGUAUCAAGGCAAGCAGAAAUCCGAUUUUUUCGACUGGCAAAACUUGUUCUCAGCCUACGAAGUAAAGUCGAUCUCGGGCAUUUUUGAGUCCCAUCUCCUGUUCUGGGAUCCUGAAAGGAUCGACUUUGAAACAAUCACAGCGGGCGCUUCCUUCUUGCUUCCUUCAUCGGAACCGACCCAGGAACCUUCGAAAUUGGAACGAAGCCGGCAUUGGACACAAUGGUUUAUUCCGAGCCUGAUCAAAGCGCAUUGUUUUGGUUUCGCUUCCAACAGUCAGAGCUCCGAAAGGGCUCCAAACCUAGAUCCCGAAAAAGACACGCUACUAUCUUCCGAGCUCGACUCAAUAAUCAAUAUGAUGUCCUCUGAAGUACGGCUCCAAAGCGCGCUGCAUCACCUUCAGAUGCUCUCUCUUAUCAAACGCAGGUCGGCUGAAGAAGGGGGAGCAUAUAGCAUACAUGAUCUCACCCAGACUUUGAUUCAAGUGCUUCUUGAAUCGGAAGGUAAAUAUCUACAAUGGUUCAAAUGCGCAGUCAGAAUGGCCUGCGGCGCAUUUGGUGAGAUUGGAAAUCCUGAUAUGCCUGAAUGCUGGCAUAAAUGUGACGGCUUGAUCUCCCAUAUCCUCUCGCUGACAAGGUACGGCGAAUUGGUAUGUCCUAACAACGCCGAACUACUAACAGCUCGUGGCCACGCAGCUGCGUACUGGUGCAAGCGUGGCAGAUAUCACGAGGCUCGUGAGAUGUAUCAGCAAAUCCUGCGCAUCGGCUGUAUUGAUGAUACCCAAGCAAUUCAGUGGAAACUCGGUCUCGCGGAAGUCAAUUGGCACCUGAGCAAUCACAGUGAGUCUGCAUUGCUGUAUGAGCAAGUACGGCGGAUUCGAGAACCGCAAUUUGGUGCUGAUCACCCUGAUGUUCUGCAUGUCGUCGAAAAAUUGGCACUCGUGUACCGGUCGCAAGCCCGGUAUGAAGAAGCUCGCUCAAUGCUAGAACAUGUCCUUGAGAGCCGCAGAAAGAGGCUUGGACAAGACGACCUCGUCACUGUUCAGGCUGUUGAGAAUCUUGCUCUAACUAUCAACGAAUACGGAGAAGCCGAAAAUGACGAGGCCCUAUACCUUGAGGCCGAAAGUCUGCAUAAACUAGCAUUGACUCAUCGAGAAGCACAAUUAGGGGCAGACCAUCUUGACAGUUUGUGGACGGCUGAUAGUCUUGGAACUAAUUAUCGAGCUCAAAGCCGACACCAGGAAGCACUGGAGAUCUACGAAAGAGUUCUCAAGGGACGCACAUCACAACUAGGAGAGGAUCACCCGCAGACGUUGUGGACAGUCGCCAACCUUGCAUCUGCAUAUACUGGUUUAGGCCGCUUGCAGGAAGCCGAGGCCAUGUACACGCGGGCAGCCGUUGCCAACGGGAAACAGUUGGGUCAUGACCACACGCAAACUCUCUGGGUAGUCGAAGGGCUGGCGGAUGUCUAUCAUCAGCAAUCACGGUUCGAAGAAGCAGCAACCUUGUACGACAGAGCGUUACGCGGCAUGCAAGGUCGCCUAGGAGUUGAGCACCCAAGUGUGAUGCGGAUAAUGCACAAGUUGGCGAACCUCUACCGAGACAGCAAUGAUGUUACAAAGUCGAUUAAUAUGUUUGAGAGACUUCUAGAGCUUCGUGGAUCGGGGCAAAGAUCUGGCAAUGCAGAGAUGCUUCGAACGUAUCACGACGCAGCUGCCACAUAUGUCCGUAUGGGCAAGUACAGUCAGGCCGAGCAGUGUUAUAGACAAGAGUUGGCCAAAAGUGUUGAAGAAUGGGGCAAUCUGCACGUGGAAACCAAGAAACGGGAGCGGAAUCUGGCCGACUUCUUGAACGAUCGAGAAUCGCAGGGCAAAGCAGCCAAUGAUGGCAUGUAG